AUUACAAGCCUGAGAAGUAGAACCAGAGCCUCUCUCAUAUAUACCCCACAUAAAAGACUGUCUAAUUUAUUAGAGUCAGGCGAGUCAGAAAAGUAACAAUGCAUAGGGAAACUAGCACAUUUCACUCUUGCAAUUUUUCCCCUUGGAAAAGACGAGAUCAUGCAUUUUUCCAAGGUCUCUACCUGGUAGUAAAAGUUGGAACACCAGAGCAAGUUUAACAUAUACUUAGUAAUAUUUGUUCUUAUGGAAAAGAGGGGCAGGAGAUACUGGGAUCUAAAACUGACACUCUUCCAAUACGAGUUAAGAUUUACAGCAAUUUUUUCCUUUAUAAAUCUCUGUAAAUGACCAAAAUAAGAACUGCUGGUCGGUGCACUAUUCUGUUCUUGGAAAGUGUGUCCUCAGAACACCAUAAGAACAACCUAUUAUAAUUCAAGGGUAAUUCCAAAGAGAUGACAUGCCUUUUCCAUCGCGUUCCUUCCACUACAACAAAAAAGGACACCAUUACUAUCGGCCACUCGAUGUACGAAGCUCAAAACGCAAGGAACAUCGGGCGGUAAACCUUCCUCCUGCGCACCAGAGACCUAAUGGGCACAACAGAAACAGCGACCAACCCUCACCAUUAACAAGCGCGGAAGGCGGUGACCCUGCAUCUCGCUGGAGAGGGUCGGUGCAGUACAAACUACGCCUCCCAGCAUGCAGCGCGGCCACGUCCGACCGGCGGCGCUGCAGCAACGGUGCAUGCCGGGAGGGGGAGUUCCGGGCUUUGAGCGGCCUCGGGAGCUUCCUCUCACUUCCUUAAUUGCAGCCACUGCGCAGUCUGGAGUCUUCAAAGACCAAACCAGAAAUUGAAAGACUCAACACUGAUCCCUUUUUAUUCCUAACGGGUUCCUGCCGUGGCAAAGUAACCUCGGGCAGACUUCCGUUUCCGGUUUCCUGUUGCCGUGGUAACGAGCAAGCAAAACAUUUCUGGCGGUUAUGGCGGGGCUGAGCGGCUCGCAGAUCCCAGACGGGGAGUUCACCGCCGUCGUGUACCGGCUCAUCCGAGAUGCCCGCUACGCCGAGGCGGUGCAGCUGCUGGGCGGGGAGCUGCAGCGGAGCCCGAGGAGCCGCGCCGGCCUGUCGCUGCUGGGCUACUGCUACUACCGCCUGCAGGAGUUCGCGCUGGCGGCCGAGUGCUAUGAGCAGCUGGGCCAGCUGCACCCCGAACUGGAGCAGUACCGCCUGUACCAGGCCCAGGCCCUGUACAAGGCCUGCCUUUAUCCUGAGGCCACCCGGGUCGCCUUCCUCCUGCUGGACAACCCCGCCUACCACAGCCGAGUCCUCCGCCUGCAAGCUGCUAUCAAGUACAGCGAGGGCGACCUGUCAGGGGCCAGGAGCCUGGUAGAGCAGCUGCUGGGUGGGGAAGGGGCAGAAGAGAGUGGGGGCGAGAAUGAGCACGAUGGCCACGUCAACCUGGGCUGUUUGCUCUACAAGGAGGGACAAUAUGAAGCAGCGUGUGCCAAGUUCUUUGCGGCCCUGCAGGCCUCGGGCUACCGACCUGACCUUUCCUACAACCUGGCUUUGGCCUAUUACAGCAACAGGCAGUAUGCCCCUGCGUUGAAGCAUAUCGCUGAUAUUAUUGAGCGUGGCAUCCGCCAGCACCCAGAGUUAGGUGUGGGCAUGACCACUGAAGGCAUUGAUGUUCACAGUGUUGGCAACACUUUAGUCCUCCACCAGACUGCUCUAGUAGAAGCCUUCAACCUCAAGGCAGCCAUAGAAUACCAACUGAGAAACUAUGAGGCAGCUCAGGAAGCCCUCACUGACAUGCCACCCAGGGCAGAGGAAGAGUUGGACCCUGUGACCCUGCACAACCAGGCACUAAUGAACAUGGAUGCCAAACCUACAGAAGGAUUCGAAAAGCUACAGUUUUUGCUCCAACAGAAUCCCUUCCCCCCAGAGACUUUUGGCAACCUGUUGCUGCUCUACUGUAAAUAUGAGUAUUUUGACCUGGCAGCAGAUGUCCUGGCAGAAAAUGCCCAUCUGACAUAUAAGUUCCUCACACCCUAUCUCUAUGACUUCUUGGAUGCUAUGAUCACUUGCCAGACAGCUCCUGAGGAGGCUUUCAUUAAGCUUGAUGGGCUAGCAGGGAUGCUGACUGAGCAGCUUCGGAGACUCACCAAACAAGUACAGGAAGCAAGACACAAUAGAGAUGAGGAAGCUGUCAAAAAGGCAGUGAAUGACUAUGAUGAAACUCUUGAGAAGUAUAUUCCUGUGUUGAUGGCGCAGGCCAAAAUCUACUGGAACCUUGAAAAUUAUCCCAUGGUGGAGAAGAUCUUUCGCAAAUCUGUGGAAUUCUGUAAUGACCAUGAUGUGUGGAAGCUGAAUGUGGCUCAUGUUCUGUUCAUGCAGGAAAACAAGUACAAAGAAGCCAUUGGUUUCUAUGAACCCAUAGUCAAGAAACAUUAUGAUAACAUCCUGAGUGUCAGUGCUAUUGUAUUAGCUAACCUCUGUGUUUCAUACAUUAUGACAAGUCAAAAUGAAGAAGCUGAGGAGUUGAUGAGGAAGAUUGAGAAGGAGGAAGAGCAGCUCUCUUAUGAUGACCCAGAUAAGAAAAUCUACCAUCUCUGCAUUGUGAAUUUGGUAAUAGGAACUCUUUAUUGUGCCAAAGGAAAUUAUGACUUUGGUAUUUCUCGAGUUAUCAAAAGCUUAGAACCUUAUAAUAAAAAACUUGGAACUGAUACCUGGUAUUAUGCCAAAAGAUGUUUCCUGUCCUUGUUAGAAAACAUGUCAAAACACACAAUCAUGCUUCGUGACAGUGUUAUUCAAGAAUGUGUCCAGUUUCUAGAACACUGUGAGCUUUAUGGCAGAAACAUACCUGCCAUUAUAGAACAACCCCUGGAAGAAGAAAGAAUGCAUAUUGGAAAGAAUACAGUCACAUAUGAGUCCAGACAGUUAAGAGCUCUGAUUUAUGAGAUUAUAGGAUGGAAUUCAUACUAAUGACUGAUAAUGGUUUUUACCAUAUGCCUUUGUUAUGUAAACUUUGCACUGUUUUAUCUAUAGCCUUUGGCAACUUUAUAUUGGUCACAUGUUGAACUUUGUAAACUUUAGUAUUGUAACAAAAAUAGAUAAAAAUCUUAUUUUUAAAUUUCUCACAAAGUGAAUAAUUUUAAGAAUUCUGACGCUAGGAGGAGUUACAAAGAGUUCAGAACCAAUGUGAGAUGUUGUGUCUAUUAGAACUUGUA
Messenger RNA from Microcebus murinus (gray mouse lemur), 3221 nucleotides. RefSeq names its product intraflagellar transport 70B (gene IFT70B). Gene Ontology annotation, biological process: intraciliary transport. Gene Ontology annotation, molecular function: intraciliary transport particle B binding; protein binding. The record is from RefSeq and is a predicted model, not a curated record. NCBI's taxonomy places the organism in Eukaryota, Metazoa, Chordata, Mammalia, Primates, Cheirogaleidae. Gene Ontology annotation, cellular component: intraciliary transport particle B; axonemal microtubule.